AUGUCGACACAUCCAGAGGUUCUAUGGGCGCAAAGGAGUAGCGCAUCCGAUCCUAAAAAGAACGUCAUAUAUCUUACCAUCAAUCUACCAGACAUUAUCGAAUCGACCUUGAAAUGCGAACUCACAUCGACUACACUCGACUUUAAAGCAAAAGCGGGAAAUGCUAGUAAAGGUUUGGAGGAGAAGGAUUAUGCGUUCUCCAUCGAAUUCUUCGAAGAGAUUGAUCCUGCCGAAUCCUCCCGAAGACUAAACUUGCGCGCGCUCGAUCUCGUUCUCCGCAAGAAGGAGCACAAGGCUGAGUACUGGACAAAACUCUACAAGGGCCCAAGACUUCAGUUUGUAAAGACCAAUUUCAGCAAAUGGGUCGAUGAAGAUGAACAGGAUGAGGCUAAACCCGUCGAGGAGGACGACUUUGACCCGAUGGGUGGCAUGGGCGGUAUGGGUGGAAUGGGAGGCAUGCCAGGAAUGGGCGGAAUGGAAUGGGUGGAAUGGGUGGAAUGGGCGGUCUUCCUGGGAUGGGAGGCAUGGGCGGUGGUAGCAUGGCUGGCAAUUACGACAACGUCGACUUUGAAAAGGUACGUUGGUGUGAUGCUUGCCGACAUUCGUAAGGAUCGCGAAGGCAAGGCUGAUGAAGGAUCUGGCGAAGCGGAUGACGACUCGUCGGACGGCGAUGAUGGUCCGCCACCGCUUGAGGAUGCACCUACUGCAGACAAGUAG
Serendipita indica DSM 11827 is the source of this 717-nucleotide messenger RNA. NCBI's taxonomy places the organism in Eukaryota, Fungi, Basidiomycota, Agaricomycetes, Sebacinales, Serendipitaceae. The record is from the annotation of a GenBank genome assembly.